GUGAACGCACAACGCAGCCGCGGAAGUAUCGGCUUUCAUUUCAACAUGGCUUUAUGAGUGACGGCCUGAGACGAAACUGCGCUCGUGGGUUUUAUACUCUAUUUUUGACUUUUAGAAGGUGUCUAACGGUAAAAGAAGUCUAGGGAAAUCUAUUCUAGCGCUUGUUUUGUUGUAAGGUCAUGGUGAGGAGACGCUGACCAGCUCGUUCAAGUGUACAGCGUGGGCUUUGACCGUAAUGUAAAGUACUGCAGUCUAAUGCCCUCUCUCUCCAUUCCGCCUGCCAUGGACGGGCAAAGCUACUCGCAUUCAGAAGGACCUCACCUGGACACAGGAGGGUUCAUCAUGGCGCCCCCUAUGCCCCAUGUGUUCGCCAACCACCCUUGGAGCUUCACGCCUCAGAUUUGCAGCUUGCCAUGUCCCUUGCAAUCCGAUAACCAGCAACACCUGCUCAACGACACAUCAGAGAUGCUCACCGAUGCCUUUCACAACAGCUCCAAUGACUUUGACUUCUCCAGCUUUGCCUUUCCUCGGAACGGAGACUUCUUCCAGGACCUCCCCUGUCUGGACGAUCUGUCGAUCCUCUCCUCUCCAAACGACUCUUUGUCCGAAUACACAGUUUCCAGCUUCCUCAAUGCUGACGACAUGGCACCCAAUGUGCCUACAUUAUGGGACAUCAACACACCAGCAUCAGGCCAAGAGCUGAAUUCUAAUAGGUUUCAAGGUUUAAACUCUUUGGAAGACAUCACAGCCAUCAUUAAUACACCGCCCAUAGGGAGUUAUCAGAGACCCCAAACACAGCCAGAGGAGGAAGAGGAUGUAGAGGUGGAGGAAUCAGAGGAGCUGGGUCACGUCAACACAUACGCCGACUACAGGCCCUCAAAAUCCAAGAUAGGAAUAUCCCAUCCAGACCGUGUGGUUGAGACCAACACUUUAUCUAGCGUUCCUCCUCCAGAUAUCACCUACACCCUGUCCAUCCCAGAAUCCACCAUAAACAACGGCCUGCUCUCUGCCUUGCAGCUGGAGGCCAUCAUCUACGCCUGCCAGCAACAUGAAGUGAUUUUGCAGAACAACCAACGAGCCGGUUUCCUCAUAGGGGACGGAGCGGGAGUCGGGAAAGGCCGCACGGUGGCCGGCAUCAUUCUGGAAAACUUUUUAAAGGGAAGAAAAAAAGCACUGUGGUUCAGCAUCUCCAAUGACCUGAAAUAUGACGCAGAGAGAGAUCUCCAAGACAUCGGCGCACCUAAUAUACAAGUGCAUGCAUUGAAUAAGAUUAAGUACGGGGACACAGCUACCUCAGAGGGGGUCCUGUUUGCAACUUACUCGGCACUGAUCGGCGAGAGCCAGGCAGGCGGCCAGCACAGGACGCGUCUCAAACAGAUCCUAGACUGGUGUGAGCCGGGUUUUGACGGAGUUAUCAUAUUUGACGAGUGCCACAAAGCCAAAAAUGCCACGUCCACAAAAAUGGGCAAAGCCGUGCUGGAUCUGCAGAACAAGUUGCCACUGGCCAGAGUGGUUUACGCUAGUGCCACAGGCGCCUCGGAGCCAAAGAACAUGAUCUACAUGAGCCGUCUGGGGAUCUGGGGAGAGAAAACCCCUUUCAAUACGUUUGAGGAUUUCCUCCACACCAUCGAAAAGAGGGGCGUGGGGGCCAUGGAGAUUGUUGCCAUGGAUAUGAAAGUCAGCGGGAUGUACAUUGCACGUCAGCUCAGCUUCUCAGGGGUCUCGUUCCGCAUCGAAGAGAUAAACUUGGAUGACGACUUCAAACUUGUGUACAACAAAGCUGCCAAACUUUGGGCGGAAGCUCUGGCCUUGUUCAUGCAAGCAGCAGACGAGCUGUGCAUGAACUCCAGGAAGUCCUUGUGGGGUCAGUUUUGGUCAUCUCACCAGCGUUUCUUUAAAUAUCUCUGCAUUGCCGCCAAGGUACGAUGCCUGGUGGAGUUGGCUAAAAAAGAGCUGGAGGCUGGAAAGUGUGUCGUGAUCGGGCUCCAGUCAACUGGCGAGGCUCGAACGAGAGAAGUCCUCGACGAGAACGACGGACACUUGGACAGAUUCGUUUCCGCUGCCGAGGGUGUGUUUCAAUCUCUGGUCGUCAAACACUUCCCGUCAGAGAAGCAGAGGGGAGAAAAGGGGGCUGGAAACAAGAGGAAACUUAAACCACGCGGCAGGCAGCCCAAGCAACCCAGACACGGCACUGACGUCGCGGGGGUGAUUAACAUCAGCGACGACAGCAGCACAGAGUCUGACCCCAUGGACAGUGACUCCAACUCAUCGCCCGACUCGAUUCAGGACAACAACGAUGAUGUCAUCUUUGUCAAUCAAACUAGUUAUCAAAUGGCACGGUUAGAAGAGAUGAAACAAGGGCUUCUCAAUAAGAUCGCUGAGCUCGGAAAAGAACUACCUCUUAACACGCUGGAUGAGCUCAUAGAUAAAUUCGGAGGCCCAGAAAAAGUAUCAGAGAUGACUGGGAGAAAAGGCAGAGUGGUGCAUCAGCCUGAUGACAGCGUACGGUACGAGUCCCGCGCCGAGCAGGGCCACACCAUCGACCAAAUUAACAUCAAAGAGAAAGAUCGCUUCAUGAAUGGAGAGAAGUUGGUGGCCAUCAUAUCAGAAGCGGCCAGUUCAGGCAUCUCGCUUCAGGCCGACAGAAGAAUAAAGAAUCAGCGUCGGAGAGUUCACAUGACCUUGGAGCUGCCCUGGAGCGCAGACAGGGCCAUCCAACAGUUUGGUCGCACUCAUCGUUCCAACCAGGUCACAGCACCGGAGUACAUCUUCCUCAUAUCCGAACUGGCGGGCGAGAGGCGCUUCGCAUCCAUAGUGGCAAAGAGGCUGGAGAGUCUGGGAGCUCUGACUCAUGGUGACAGGAGAGCCACCGAGUCUAGAGAUCUGAGCAAAUACAACUUUGAAAAUAAAUAUGGCACCAAAGCGCUAGAUAAGAUAACCAAAGCCAUCCUUGGUCAGAUUGAAAGCAAGGUACCCCCUCCAAAGGACUAUCCUGGUGGUGAUGCCACGUUUUUCAGAGACAUGAAACAUGGUAUGAUGAACGUAGGCAUGCUCUGCACUCAGUCACGCUUGGGCAUCAAUACUGAGAAAGACUGCAACAUCACCAAGUUCCUGAACCGGAUCCUUGGCCUGGAGGUGCAUAAACAGAACUCCCUUUUCCAGUAUUUCAUCGACAACUUUGACUACUUGAUUGAGAAGGACAAAAAAGAGGGGAAAUAUGACAUGGGGAUAUUAGAUCUUGCUCCAGGUAAUGAUCAGAUCUAUGAGGAGACGCAAGAGAAGUUCCUGACCGCUGGAAACCCUCAAGAUGGACAAGUUAUUCUUUAUAAGAUAAGUGUAGACAGAGGUAUGCCAUGGUCGGAGGCCCUCGAGAAGGUCCAGACACUCAGCAACCCGGACGAAGGCUUCUACUUAUCCCAUAAAUUUAGAGGUAACCACCCGUGCGUGCUGCUGGCCGUGCAGGGCCGAGAGCGCACGAUGACCAUCUACAAACCAAACAUUGGCAAGCAGGCCCAAAUGGAAAGCCUUGAUAACCUUCAGAAAAAAUAUCGCAAGGUCACUGCAGAUGAGGCUAAAGAAAGCUGGGAAAAUCAGUUUAUGUUCUCCUUCAGGAAGUGUAGCCACGCUAACUGGAAUGGAAGGUGUAAAAAGGUUGAAGAGGGCCAGGAGUGUUUGAUGGGCACUCGGUUGCGUCAGUACCACAUGUUGUGCGGUGCUCUGUUGCGUGUUUGGAAGCGGGUGUCCGAAGUGGUGGCUGACAUCACCAGCUCCAGCAUUCUACAGAUCGUCCGCCUCAAGACGAAAGACAGCAACAAACAAGUUGGUAUUAAAAUCCCUGAGACCUGCGUGUUGAAGGUACGUCAGGAGCUGAUAAGGAUGGACAGCGAGGUGAAGCAGCGCCGGAGAGAGAAGGAACAGCAAGCGCAGGAGGAGCGUCAGGCCCGGGAGCACCAAAGGUUCAUGGAGCACCAAAGGCUCGUGGAGCAACAACAGUUCCUGUCGAAUUUAGUCACAGUGCAAGCUCCUAGCCUGGCCACCCUGUCCACCCCAUACUCCAUCUCCUACCCCUCCUUUACAUCUCAAAAAAAUCCUCUGGAGGAGAUCCUGGACCUGACGGUUUACAACACCGCGACCUCCACACAAGGUGUGCACAAUCUCUCCGCACCAUCCAGAUCCACGGUGAACGAUUUUAACCUCGAAGCGUUUUUCCAAGAGGAACAGCAGUCGCAGCGGGACAGCCAGUCCGUGCAGGAGAGCAAUCCAGCACAGGAGGAAGAACUGCAAGACGUGUUGUUCUCCUUAAACUUCCUAAGCCAGAGCGUCCCUCCCACUUCCUCUUCGGAAACACAAACGACAGAACCUGUGAUGUCAUCGAGUCCAUCGGCAUCCCUCUUCACGCCCACACUCACGCCUUCCUCCUCUUCUUCAUCGCUGUCCCUCGCCUCCCUCUCCCCCACGGACCAGCACAUGCCGUUACCCAACAACCACUGCAGCGCCGAAGCUCUUAUUAACGUACGGGAGGUGUUGAACAACAUGUUUCGUAGCGACCCUCGCAAGUCCGUCAUUUAUUACCCUCUACCCGAGAGAGACCCUCCGGUCUGACGCUCCUGUGAAAACACACUCAGGGCUGUAGUCUCACCACUGCCAAUGUUCUGCUUAUCCACCGAUGGCUUUGGUUUCACAAGCUUGAGGUUUUCUUCAAGACAUAGUAUGUUUUGACUGGUUUGGGAGUAUCCAUACCAUCCAUAGACCAGCAUGAAUUUCUGUGCUAGUGGAUCUUAGCUGAGUUGUUUCGUCAGGGGUCUCAAUCUGAUAUCCAAAGGUCUUCUCAAACAUCUUGAGGGUUUUUUUUCACUUAUUACACAGUUUGUCCUACAAAAAGCUUAAAGUGCGCUUUAGAAUAUCAGAACAUUCUUUAACGUUCUUUGCGUAGUUGUACAUUUUAUACACUGGUACAUCAUUGCUUUUUAAAGGGCCAAAACAUUUUGGGUCAAUGAGAAGAUAUUUCAGGUCGGACAAAGUCCCAUCAAACUGAAUAUUUAGCUUAAGCUCCCCCUGCUGACAAAGCAAACCUUAAACCAAAAUGUUGUUCUGCGUUAAACAAUCUUUUGAUUUACAGUUCUUUUUAAACCUCUGUCAGAUAAACACUUUUUUUGAGAAGUGAGAGAACAGGUUACUGUUGACGGGCCUUUGGAACACACAAUGGAAUGUAGAUAUUUCGACACAUUUUAUCUGCGGUUGUAUGUUUGUUUGUAUUUAUUGCCAUUAUUUAUCAGCCCUCGAAAAUGUGUGCUUGUAGGAAAUCGAAACAGUGUAAAACAAUAUACUGGCUUAUUCAUUGGUUGGCAUCAAAACAUCACAAUGGGUCCCUGUAGUAUUUUUGUGCCCUUAACAUUUUUUAUAAUCUUUUUACAUCCCGGUACAGACAAAAAAAUAUCCGAUUUUGGAGUUUGAUUCGAUGUGAAAUUCAUCCUGGUUGAAGCUGAAAAAAAAGCUAGUUGAGCACUUUUAAGCCCCAUUUGUGCUAGUAAUUUUUUUUCAUUUGUUGUGUUCAAGAAACACCAACAGAAUAUCACAAACGUUUAUAUAACCUGUAUUACUUUUAUUUGAAUUAUUGUUUUAUUUAAUUUUAAAGGGAUGACUUUAAAUAUUAUAGUUACUAUUUUAUGUUUAUUGAUACUAAAUACGAAUUUAAACGGACAGUCUGGUAAACAAAAAAAGGCAGACUGACAAUAAUAUCAUAGCUUGUUAAAAACACAACUUUGUUCUGAACUGCUGUGCCGGGUGGUGGAAUAUUUAGCUUUUUCCUACUGUCUUCAUUCUUUAUGCAAAUGAAACUGAAACCCAAAUGUGCACGUAAAGAGUUUACUGGCGUGAUGGUCUAUCUCAGGAUAAAAUCUAUAAACAUUCAAAGAUUCAGUUUUUAUACCUUAAACGAACAUCAUUUUAUUGUCUGUGUUGAGGUUCGUCUUAUUUGUGAAAUGCUUUUUUGUCGACAGAUCAAAUAUUAUUUAUUUAUCCAUUAUUGCUUAUUCUGUGCACAAAUUUCUUAUUCUUUUAGUUUCGGUCACCUCAAUGUUGACAGAUUUGUCCAUUUACAUUUGCACUUUUUGGUGUGAAAUUACCCCUGCAUGUAUUUAUAUUACACACACUUCAAAUAUAACGUAGGGCCUAUGUACGUAACGUCUGUAUGUAUGUUUUAUUGCCUUCCCAAAACAGCCAUUGAUAAAAAGUAACACACGACACAUUUUUCUGUUAUGUACUCUUAACAAAGCGUCUUAUGCAAAGAUGAAAGCACUAUACAAAGAGGCUAUGUAAAAGCGACAAAGUAAAAUUCAAGCUCUGUUACUAACCAAAACUGUGUAUGAUUUGCACUAAAAACAGCAUAAAUAAGUUCAUCUGUUCUGUGACAUUAGUGCUGUCGUGUUUGUUUGCUCCAGGGCUAUGUGGGAAUGCGUUUAAUACUGUAAACAUCUCGAUUCAUUGCCUUCGCUUUUAUACUGUACAAGUAUGGCUUUUAUGUAAUUUAUUGCUUAGAAUAAAACAUGCUACUGACUGUAUGUAUCUUGAAAUGUUUUUUUCUGUUUUAUUUUUCUGUUGGCACUUUUGUUGUUGUUUAUCCCUUUUGUCAUUUUCUAUAUUUAUAAUUUAGAUCCAAUUGUAUAUAUUGUAAAAACAAAUUGUGCCUUUCAACUGUUUCUUAAAGAAAUUGUUUUCUACCUGUAUGUAACGAAAGGAACGUAUUGCGAAGUUUGUUCUUAACAAAGCAACAAAUAAAAUGUUCAGAUUCGUGAGUUUCUGACCAUA
Messenger RNA from Triplophysa rosa, 6807 nucleotides. RefSeq names its product protein strawberry notch homolog 2 (gene sbno2b). Gene Ontology annotation, biological process: regulation of DNA-templated transcription. Gene Ontology annotation, molecular function: histone binding; chromatin DNA binding. Gene Ontology annotation, cellular component: nucleus. Lineage: Eukaryota; Metazoa; Chordata; Actinopteri; Cypriniformes; Nemacheilidae. The coding region runs from base 256 to 4602 and encodes 1448 amino acids. The transcript has 32 exons. The record is from RefSeq and is a predicted model, not a curated record.